CGAUUCGCAGUAAUGAGUCGGACUUAAUCACUUGCCGUCAGAUACCACUAAUAAACCGAACUGCUUUUGUCCUCUCGUUGAGUGGUUUCUUUUCCCGAAUCUUCCAUGAUUCAGCUGUCAUAUUAAAACCUGCGAGAAACUUGUCGCUCUCGUUGUAGUUGUCUGGGUCUCCACAUUACAAACGGAUUCAGAAGAUUAGCUGAAAACAAACUCUCUCGCUCACACACCCACACACACAAAGCGCGCGCGCACAAGAGCGCCGAAUCGCUCUCGCUAACAGGUGUUUCUCUCACAUGGCUCUGUUCUGUGUGCUCUGACUGACUGCAUCGUGGGAUGCUGCGAAACGGGUGUUCGGUGUCUGGAGGAACGUCUCCGUUAUUAGUCGAAAUUGCAAGGUAGUGACAUUAUCUGGAGACGGAUGCGGUAAGACCUCAAGCCAAUUGAAUGUAGAGCCGUCUAAGGACUUUAUCUCCGAAGAAAAAAUGAGCGUUGAAGAGAUGCACCGUCACCUACAUAUUUUGUGUUAAAGCCGUUUUAGUUAACUCUGUCACAAUGAUGGUCUCUGGUGUAUGAAGCCUCGGAUGUGAGCUCAGUUAAAGAUCCUCUUAAAGAAAUCGUGUUGUGGAAGAGGUGGGGAAACGGAUUUGUGUCCUCUGAAAGUUUUGGGUGUCGCACCGUCAAACUGGCCAUGGCUGCGGCGAUUGCCAGCUCCCUUAUUCGACAGAAGAGGCAGGCAAGGGAGCGAGAGAAAUCAAACGCCUGCCGCUGCGUGAGCAGUCCGAACAAAACCAAAGGAACAUGCGAGAAACCCAGUCGACUCAGUGUUUUCUCCAGAGUCAAGUUGUUUGGCUCCAAAAAGCGCAGGAGGAGACGACCAGAGCCCCAGCUGAAGGGGAUCGUAACGAAGCUGUACAGUCGACAGGGCUUUCAUUUGCAGCUCCAGGCAGAUGGAACCAUCGACGGCACUAAAGAGGAGGACAGUGGUUUCACCAUGUUCAACCUCAUCCCGGUGGGCUUGCGAGUGGUGGCCAUCCAGGGAGUUCAGACCAAACUCUAUCUGGCCAUGAACAGUGAGGGCUACCUGUAUACAUCAGAACACUUCACACCAGAGUGCAAGUUUAAGGAGUCGGUGUUUGAGAACUACUACGUGACGUACUCCUCCAUGAUCUAUAGACAACAGCAGUCGGGCAGGGGCUGGUACCUGGGCCUGAACAAGGAAGGAGAGAUCAUGAAGGGCAACCAUGUGAAAAAGAACAAGCCUGCUGCACACUUCCUCCCCAAGCCUUUGAAAGUGGCCAUGUACAGGGAACCCUCUCUGCACGACCUGACCGAGUUCUCACGUUCUGGUAGCGGCACACCCACUAAGAGCCGGAGUGCCUCCGCUGUGCUGAACGGGGGCAAAGCUGUGAGUCAGAACGAGUCGACGUAGCCCGGUUUACCCGGCCCGGCCCGCUACCUUACGCCUUCACCAAAACCUCUGAAUGCUUGUGACUUCACACAGACUUCUCUCCAAAAAGCUCUCAGCGGUUCAGGACAACAUGAAACAUAACAUAACAACCAUGCUACACUUUGCAAUCUAGAGUAACAUUUGAUUGGACUUCUUUAUAAAUAGCUUGUUUUUGUUACGUUUAGCUUGUUGUUGUUUUGUUUUCCGUUCACCACUCGUUCAUGCCUUUUCCAUAUGAAACACAACAAUUGUAGCCUUUCAUACAGCGGGACGUUUCGUUUAGUCCCUCUCAGCAGUCAAGGUUCGUGUACUAGCGUUGCAGAUCAAAUCCUGAUCAAAUAAUAUAUUUGUUAAGAGUUCAGGGCAGUAAGUGAGGGUUUAGGAAGCCACCCCUGUCCUCCAUGCUUCCUAAGUGUGAAGCGAUAGAAAAGCGCGUGUGUGUGUGUGUGUGGGGGGGGGGCUCUGCGAUCAUGUGCACUCGCUCAGAGGGCUUGCUCUCUAGCAUGGGAAUAUAAAGCCUGCGUUCUGCUCACAUGAAGAGAGAAGCUGAGCCUCUCGGAACCAAGAGGCAAUGGCUUGCUAAUUGUUUGAAUUAGCUGUGAGCUUGUCUUAUUUUUUCUUCCUCUUGUUCUUCCCACAUAUCAGUGUUUUUAGAGGUUUAAACAGCGACUGGAGAUCCAGCGCACCAAAGACAGAACUGUGAGAGUUUCCCCUCGAGCUGCCAGACCACAUCGGGGUGUGUGUGUGUAUAUAUAUAUAUAUAUAUAUAUAUAUAUAUAUAUGCAUGCAUGACAGUGAGAGUGAUUAGUGAGAGGUUUCAGUAUUCGAGGAGAUGAUGUGUGGUUCUUGAGGGCUGUUUUUUGUCACCCCUUUUGUCUCUUUUGCGUCCCGUUAUCUCUUUUCUAAGUUCCUUUAGUCUGUGUGCUUGUGUUUUUGCCUUUCCCGCCCAUGUUGACUCUCCUUUGGUCAAUGCUGGUCAGCGUUACUGGUGAUUUGUGAGACAUGGCGGGACUCCCGCCUGGACUCCGUUUUGUGUAUAAGUAACUUAUGGUGGUGACAAUUUUCUAUAUAAAUGAGCAAACAAAAAAAAUGAUACUGUGGAACUUAAGUUGGUUAAAUUUUUUAAGGUAUGUCUAAUUUGUAAAAGUGAAAAAAAAAAAAUGGGGGUGGUGGGGGGGGUACAAAAAAAUCUUGUACAGGGCAUGUACAAAUCAGGUUGCGUACAACAAGGACCCUUUUUGUGGGCUACAGUACAGUAUAUAUUCUUUCCCUCGGGCAACAUAACGUCAUACAUGCUACAAGGGGUUCUUCUCUCUUCUGUUUCCUUCUGGGUUUCUUUCUUCUACAGUAUCUGUUGCAUGGGAGACUGCAGGGAGGUGAGGAAUAGAGCUGCAUGAUGUAGGCUAUGUGUAUUAACUCCUCCCUGGAUCAUAUGUUCCAAACUACCAGGAUAAAACUGACAAACAACAUGUAUGUACUGACUGGCACUCUGCCACGUACCUUCAAGUUGUUUCUUAUUUGUUGUGUACAUACAAUGCACUGAAUAAAAUGUUUAUAUUAAGAUAUACUUUUAAAA
This is a messenger RNA of Megalobrama amblycephala (Wuchang bream), 3023 nucleotides long. It is a transcript of the gene fgf13a, whose product is annotated as fibroblast growth factor 13a. The transcript has 5 exons. The record is from RefSeq and is a predicted model, not a curated record. Bases 689 to 1429 code for a protein of 246 amino acids. Gene Ontology annotation, biological process: positive regulation of cell population proliferation; regulation of cell migration; animal organ morphogenesis. Gene Ontology annotation, molecular function: fibroblast growth factor receptor binding; growth factor activity. Gene Ontology annotation, cellular component: cytoplasm. Lineage: Eukaryota; Metazoa; Chordata; Actinopteri; Cypriniformes; Xenocyprididae.